This is a messenger RNA of Darwinula stevensoni, 1379 nucleotides long. Lineage: Eukaryota; Metazoa; Arthropoda; Ostracoda; Podocopida; Darwinulidae. The record is from the annotation of a GenBank genome assembly.
GUUUGGAGUUUAGUUUGCCUAAAUUGCAAGCCAUGCGCAGCUUGGUAUUUGGCCUGGGCGCAACGCAAGUGUUGCUCACUAUUGGGAUUACAGCUUUGGGUACUAUUGUGCUAGCUUACAUCUUGCCGCAGACGUGGAACAUUUCUUGGAGAGUGGCAUUGGCUUUGGGUGGUGUCAUGGCUAUGAGCAGUACGGCGAUAGUCAUUAAGCUGCUUUCAGAUCGCUUGGAGCUUGAGAGCGAACAUGGCAAGCGCGUGGUGGGUAUAUUGUUGUUUCAAGACUUGGCGGUGGUGCCGCUAUUGGUGUUGAUACCUGCUUUGGGCUCUGAUGGUGAUAAUCUUGGCACUUCUUUACUCUGGGCUACGCUAAAAGCAGCGGUUUUAUUAACGCUCUUGCUCACUGGGGGGCAAAAACUGAUGCGCUGGUGGCUUACGUUGGUGGCCAAACGCAAAAGUGAAGAGCUAUUCAUUUUGAAUAUUCUUUUAAUUACACUGGGUCUGUCGUGGCUUACAGAACAUGCAGGUAUGCGCCUGGAGUGGCGUAUUGUGAUGGAGCAUUGGGCACUCGUGCUCUUGUUUUUGCUUUUAUCCAUAGCGCUUAAACUCACGCUCAUAUCCCUCAUAGCCUGGAUGUGGCGCGCUAGCGCUGGUGUGGCCCUGCGUUCGGGUUUAUAUUUGGCGCAAGCGGGAGAAUUCGGUUUGGUUUUAUUAAGCCUGGCGGGCGAUAACGGCUUGGUGCCUGCUGAAUUAUUUAACCCCAUACUGGCGUCUAUGGUGAUUUCUAUGUUGAUUACUCCUUUUAUGGUAAUGCACAGCGACCGCCUGGUAAUGAAGGUCAUUGGUACCGAGUGGCUGCGCCAAUCAGAGCAAAUGCUGCAAAUUGCGCGCAAGUCUUUGGACACCAAAGAACACGUCAUCAUCUGUGGUUACGGCAGGUGUGGUCAGAAUUUGGCGCGUUUGCUAGAGGGGGAGAAUAUUGCCUAUGUAGCGCUCGAUACUGACCCUGAGAGGGUGCGUAAAGCCGCUGCCGCAGGCCAUAGUGUAGUGUACGCAGACGCUGCGCGCAAACAAGCUUUGGUGGCCGCAGGAGUGCAACGCGCUAGCGCGGUCGUAGUAACUUAUUUGGAUACCCAAAGUGCUAUCAAAGUAGUAGAACUAUGGGUGGUGUUGUGUCGCUAUCUGAAGUUACCUGCUAUUUUGGGUUAUCUUGUGGUUGGGGUCAUCAUAGGGCCAGGAACUUUGGCAUUGGUACAAAACACCCAAGCAGUGCAUUAUUUGGCCGAAUUUGGGGUGGUUUUUUUAAUGUUUGUCAUAGGUUUGGAGUUUAGUUUGCCUAAAUUGCAAGCCAUGCGCAGCUUGGUAUUUGGCCUGGGCGCAACG